Abrus precatorius (Indian licorice) is the source of this 534-nucleotide messenger RNA. RefSeq lists its product as uncharacterized. Bases 1 to 534 code for a protein of 177 amino acids. Lineage: Eukaryota; Viridiplantae; Streptophyta; Magnoliopsida; Fabales; Fabaceae. The transcript has 3 exons. The record is from RefSeq and is a predicted model, not a curated record.
AUGAACAGAAGGGAGCAAAGAGCGUUCAAAUUGUUCAUGUGGAUUCUUGGACUCUCUCUAGCUGCUUACAUUGCAGGAAGACCAUUGUAUUGGCAUCUCAACGAGACCCUCAGCUCCGCCUCUUCUCCUUGCCCUCCUUGCCAUUGUGAUUGCUCUCUUCAACCCCUUCUUUCUCUCCCUCAAGGAUUGACCAACAAUUCCAUAAUAGAUUGCAUGAGACAAGACCCAGAGGUGAGUGAAGAGGUGGGGAACAGUUUUACAGCUCUUUUGUCUGAAGAAGUAAAGCAAAAGGAAGCUGAAGCUGAGGAAAAACAAAGAAUUGCAGACACAACACUUCUAGAGGCUAAGAAAAUAGCAUCACAGUAUCAAAAGGAAGCUGACAAAUGCAAUUCAGGGAUGGAGACAUGUGAGGAGGCUAGGGAAAGAGCUGAAGCAGCACUUGAAAAUCAGAUGAAAGAAACUGCUUUGUGGGAGCUUAGAGCUCGGCAAAGGGGAUGGAAAACCGCUUCAAAGAAAUCUCGAGCUCAUAAAUAG